Molecule: messenger RNA, 630 nt
Organism: Rangifer tarandus platyrhynchus (Svalbard reindeer)
Lineage: Eukaryota; Metazoa; Chordata; Mammalia; Artiodactyla; Cervidae
Source: the annotation of a GenBank genome assembly
AUGUCUGAAACUCUACCUGCCGCGCCUCCUGCUCCUUCUCCUGCGGAGAAGACAGCCGUGAAGAAAAAGGCCCACAAGUCCACCGGUGCCGCGAAGCGCAAGGCGUCCGGGCCCCCGGUGUCCGAGCUCAUCACCAAGGCUGUCGCCGCCUCCAAGGAGCGCAGCGGCGUGUCUCUGGCUGCGCUUAAGAAGGCACUGGCGGCUGCCGGCUACGAUGUGGAGAAGAACAACAGCCGCAUCAAACUGGGUCUUAAAAGCCUGGUGAGCAAGGGCAUUCUGGUGCAGACCAAGGGCACCGGGGCUUCCGGCUCUUUCAAGCUCAACAAGAAGGCGGCCACCGGGGAUACCAAACCCAAGGCGAAGAAAGCGGGCGCGGCCAAGCCCAAGAAGGCUACCGGGGCGGCUAAGAAGUCCAAGAAAGUCACGGGUGUAGCCGCCCCGAAAAAAACCGCUAAGAAAACCUUGAAGGUGAACCCUACUACUGGGGCCAAGAAAGUGGCCAAAAGCCCGAAAAAGGUGAAGACAGCCAAGCCCAAGGCGGCCAAGAGCCCGGUCAAGGCUAAAGUUCAUAAGCCCAAGGUAGCUAAGCCUAAAGCGGUCAAGCCAAAAAAGGCGAUCCCCAAGAAGUAG